Molecule: messenger RNA, 2578 nt
Organism: Schistocerca piceifrons (Central American locust)
Lineage: Eukaryota; Metazoa; Arthropoda; Insecta; Orthoptera; Acrididae
Product: deoxyuridine 5'-triphosphate nucleotidohydrolase-like
Exons: 4
Coding region: 135-575 (146 amino acids)
Biological process (GO): dUMP biosynthetic process; dUTP catabolic process
Molecular function (GO): dUTP diphosphatase activity; magnesium ion binding
Source: RefSeq, a predicted model, not a curated record
UAUAUGAAUUCUUUGUGCCGAACGCGCCAAGAAUUGUUUACGCGCGAAAGCUGCAGGUGUAAGUCGCACAGGACCGAGAACGUUGUGCAUAAAGACUUUAAUCUUGUUGUUGACGGUACGCUACAAUUUGACAGAUGCCUACUGCCACUGCAACACUCCGGUUUGUGAAGCUAACGGAAAAUGCAUUUGCUCCUUCGAAAGAAUCUUCAACAGCAGCAGGAUAUGACCUGAAAAGUGCAUAUGAUAUAGUUAUCCCUCCACGUGGAAAAGAACUUGUAAAAACUGAUAUUAAGAUACAACUACCUAAAGGUUGCUAUGGGAGAAUAGCUCCACGCUCAGGUCUAGCUUUAAAACAUCACAUUGACGUCGGAGCUGGUGUUGUUGAUGAGGACUACAGAGGAAAUGUUGGCGUUGUUCUUUUUAAUCAUUCGGAUAAGCCCUUCAACGUUCAGCGUGGCGACAGAAUAGCACAGCUAAUAUGUGAACAGAUAUUCUAUCCGGAUCUGGAGGAAGUUCAGGAACUAGAAGAUACUGAUCGUGGCUCUGGUGGAUUUGGUUCAACAGGCACAAAAUGAAGUUCCAUUUCUGCAGUCAGUGCAUUAUCCUUACAUUAAGUGGUAAUUUUUCUGAUCUGUUUUGUCUACGUUGGAUUUGUUUAUUCAGUGCAGUAUUUUAUAGUUUUAAAUGCAUUUCUUGUUUGUGAUGUUUAAAAGUAGUGAAAAUAAGGAUUACCUGGACAAAUUUUUUUGUCUUUCUUUGAAGUUUUAAAUUAAAGAUGUGUUUGUAAAAUUUUUACUCAUGCAUCUGUGAUAAACAAGUACAAAAAAUUCAAUCUUUCCAUUUUAUUAACACAUUACUCAUUUUAUAGAACUGGAAAAAACUUUGAACUUAAUUUUCGACAACAUAACAGCUAUGGUUAUUAACUAUAUGUUGGGGUUACGUGGACUUCUGUUAAAUAAAUAAACUACAGCACACUACAUAUGAAAACAUGCUGUAACAUUAGCUAAUGAGUUCGAUGCGUGAAUGGGGAGAAAUCACGGCAGUAACAAAACUAGUGCACACUGACUUCAACAGAUAUCAUGUCAAGCCCACAUGCCCUGUGUUGGAUUGGAUAGUUUGACAAUUAUUUCACAUGGAGAAACAAUGGUGGUGUCUUCCUCUGCAGCUUCAAAUUUUGUAAUAGCAACUGCUAUUGUAUAUUCUAAAAUUUAACUUCACAGCAGCCAUCACAUUUUAAUGACUUCAACAACAUAAUUGCAACUACUUGUGGCAGUUUUUCCUCAUACUUUAAUUACGGCGAAGUCAGCUUUCUGUACUGAUUAAACAUUUUCUUCAGCAUCCUUUUACAGAUUAGUGACAGAGGAGUCAAUAUACUGAACAUAAGAGUCUUUAAGUUGCUUGCUUAUUUUCAAGUAUUUGGCAUUUGGUGGAAUACUUUACCUUGUGUAACUUGUGCUUCUUUAUUAAUGGCUUUGAUCUUGUCCUGCUGUUGCCUUUGUUGUUCAAGGGGUGUUCUGGUAAAAAAUCAGUUUUUCUAUUUUUUACUACUUGUCAUUGUUUCACCAAUCUUGGGACGUGGCCAAACUUGCACUAAUUUUGUAGGUUGAUCUUUUGACAUGUCAUUUGCAUGUAUGUUUGCUUCGUCUUCCUGUGAACAAACUGCUGUUUCUUACUGAACUGGUAGAGGUCUGUCUGUUACAUAACACAACAGUUCGGUAAAUAUAUUCUGAACAUAAUGGUUCAGUACGACUGACACUAGUCUUUAAAGAUGUUGAAAGAUCAUAAAUAUCAAAGGACACAGUACAUUUAAAAAGUGCAGCAUCAUGUAUGCUAACCCUCAUUGCAUUGGCUGAUGUUCGUGUGAAAUCACGAGCAUGCACUGUUAAAAGCCUUUAGAGGUCCAAAUACUGUCAAAUCUAAGAGCUACAUCUCAUGACUGCUGUGAGUAGGAAAAGCUAACAAAAGAAUGCCACUGCCUUAAACUUAAUUGAAGGUAUCAGUAUUGUGUGUCUCAUGGUUGUCCAGACUAAUUUUGGUGCAUGUUUCACAAAAUACUUUAAUACAGAUGCAUCGUUCAUCCCCUUGAAUUGGCUUCUCCUCCACUUCCCUAAAACAAAUAAAGGUUGCACUACUUUUCCUGUAGCUACCACAGAUUCAGUUGGGCACACACACACACACACGUACGUACGUGCAAAAUUACUGGGAAGACACUUGACUUACGUUUCUUGGUCAGUAUUAUAGACAGCACGUGAACUGUCGUCACUCUUGUCUCAUCAAGAUUGUAAACAUCUCAUGAGCCAAAUUAAAAAUCUUGCUUUUAUAUCUCACAAUUUAUCAUGGAAUACAGCCACUGUUCAAUAUUUGCUCUGUGUCAUUAGUGUCGGAUUAUGGCUCUUCCAAAAAGCAGUGAGCCAGUUUUCUCCUGCCAUUUUCAUAUUUUUCCAAUUUAAAUCUUCUGUUUGCUGUGAUUCAAAAGUAAGUUUUGGUCAGCUGUCAUGAAUGUUGAACCAUAUGCUCUUCAUCCAUACAAAAGGAAAAGAAAAAAACCUUGCAGGUGUUCAUUCUGAGGGUAAAAGUU